GAAGGACUGGUUUGAUCUGAACCACGUGGCCGAGUACGUAGCGCGCCAUCGUCAACUCUUCGUCAAUCCGACCUGUGACUGCGACGACCAUCUCCUCGCCCGUCGCCCAACAUGUACAACGGCAUCGGUCUCACUACUCCUCGCGGGAGUGGUACAAAUGGCUAUGUUGUGCGCAACUUGUCCGCCUUGCGCGCCCACCAGAGCGCAGCCGACCGUGCCAGUGCAUGGGACAUAGCACCCCCAAAGCACAGGGAACCAGAUGCUGCUAUCCUGGAACACGAGAAGAAACGCAAGGUGGAGGUAAAAUGCUUGGAGCUGCAGCUGGAGUUGGAGGAGAAAGGUCUCGAGGAAGACGAAAUCGAGAAACAAGUUGACGAACUGCGCACGAAGUUGCUUGCCAAUCUCAACGCGAUGGCCUCGAAUGCAAAAGGCCUGAAGCCCUCGGAUACGCAUGCCAUUGCCGCUGCAAAGAAGGAGGAGCUCAACAAAAUGGCACGGGCUCUAGGUACUCGCUCGGAUUACACGGAGGGAGAGGCGUUUGACAGGGAGAAGCAAGAGGAGAAUAGGGUGCGGAGGAUGGCGGAGAGAGAGGAGAGGGACAGGCAAAGGGACGAGGAACGCGAAAAGAUGAGGUUGCAGAAAGAGAAGUGGGAGGCCGAGCGGAAAGAACGAGAACGUCUGCGGCGUAGGGAGGAGGACAGGAGGAGGAAGGAGAGGGAAGAGGAGAUGAAUCGCAGGGAACGAAUGCCUCCGCCGCCAAUGCCUCCUCGCGACAGGGAGUACCGCGACAGGCGCAGCCGGAGCCCAGUCCGCCGGGAUCCUGCCGUUCGUGACAGAGACUACGACGAUCGUCGCCGACGGCCUGUGUCGCGCUCGCCUUCACCACCGCCUCGUGGACGUCGCCCGUCUUCACCCUCCCUGUCCCCGCCUCCUCGCGGCCGCCGACCGUCGUCGCGCUCGCCUUCGCCGCCUCCCAGGGCUGCGCGCCGCUUCUCUUCGCGCUCACCCUCCCCUCCGCCUCGCGCGCGUCGCCCCCCUACACGCUCUCCCUCACCUCCGCUUCGCACGCGUCGCCCUCCUACACGCUCUCCCUCACCUCCGCCUCGCCGCGUCCGCCGCCGCUUCGACUCGCGCUCCCCGUCGCCUCAGCCGCCCUACCGUCGUUCAGGCUCAGUUGAACCUCCCUCGCGUGGCGCGCGGGGCAUCUCGGACUCUCCCCCUCCGUACCCACCAAAGUCACCUCCGCCGCGGUAUCGCCGUGACCGCGGCCGCUCGCCCUCGCGCACGCCUUCGCGUUCCCCGCCACGCGGUGCUGGCCGGGGUGGCCGGGACUCACGCUCGCCCUCGCCGCCCGAACUCAGGCAUGCUUCGUCUUUGCCUGAAAAUGCACCUCAUCCUGCGGCGUCGAUUCCUGACGUGCCGUCUACGAAGUACACGGCGGUGACCCAUCCUGAGGACCCGUCCAGCGUUCCCCGCAGUGUCAAGGCCAUGAUCGACCGUUCUUCUGCCUAUGUCCUGCCUGUUUAUGCUCGGCCGCCUGUCAUCAUGUCACACGGGAAGGGGGCGUACAUAUGGGACACUGAGGGUCGUCGCUACCUCGAUUUCAGCGCUGGUAUCGCCGUCAACGCGCUGGGCCAUUCGGACAUGGGUGUUGCCAAUGUAAUGGCGUCGGAAGCGGGCACGCUCUUACACGCGAGCAAUGUAUACCACAACAAAUGGGCGGGCCAGCUCGCAGAGCUGCUCGUGAAGCUCACCCAGCAAGAGGGCGGCCUCGGCUGGGAGACCGGCUCCACGCACCCACCCCAAGGUGCGACCAGCGGCGCGAAGGUGUUCUUCUCCAACUCCGGCACCGAGGCGAACGAGGGUGCGCUGAAGGUCGCGCGGAAGGUGGGGAAGGCGCGCUGGGCCGCGUCCACGGGCAAGUCGUGGGACGACCCCGCCUGCGACAAACACGAGAUCGUCUGCUUCGAACGCGGGUUCCAUGGUCGGUCGAUGGGCGCGCUGAGCGUUACGACGAACCCGAAGUACCAAAAGCCGUUCGCGCCGCUGCUGCCUGGCGUGAAGGUCGGCAGGCUGAACGUUCUGGAAGACCUGGACAGGUUGCUCAGCGAGAAGACGUGCGCGGUCAUUGUGGAACCGAUCCAAGGAGAAGGGGGUGUCCACGCCGCCGAUGUAGCUUGGUUGCAGGCUCUUCGAAAGAAGUGCGACGAAGUUGGCGCGGUGCUCAUUUAUGACGAGAUCCAGUGCGGUCUCUAUAGGACAGGUUCGCUAUGGGCUCAUUCUACAAUGCCGAUCGAAGCACACCCGGACGUGGUCACGAUGGCGAAGCCAUUGGCAAAUGGGUACCCAAUUGGCGCGGUUCUCAUGCGCGACGAUGUGGCGGAGACAAUGACCGCUGGUUCGCACGGGACGACGUUCGGAGGCUCGCCGCUCGCGUGUGCGCUGGGCUUCCACGUCCUGUCACGCAUCUCGGAGCGCUCCUUCGUGUCUAACACUAUGGAGAUGAGUGCAUAUUUGUCGGGGCGUCUCGCUCAAUUGCCGCGGUGGUUCCCGAGUAUGGUGCAGCCGGGGGUUCGGGGACGCGGGCUGAUCAUGGGCCUCGGCUUCAAGGACGCAAGUCAGCCGGGGGAGGUGGUGCAGAUGGCAAGGGAACGGGGCGUGUUGCUGCUGACUGCGGGUAACGAUGCCGUGCGACUUGUUCCCAGCCUGAACAUCGGGCGGACGGAGGUGGACUUGGCGGUGAACGUGAUAGAGAGCUGUCUACAUGUGAUGCAGAAUGCGUAGAUGAAUGCAGUGUCUGAGGCAUAACAUAGGGACUGAGGCGGCCAGCUGACAGGCGACGGCGAGCGGCGGGUGGCGGGGAGGCCCCGGGGAGAGACGGUGGUGCCGGUGGGACGACAGCCACGUCCGACAGGGGACUCGCCGGGUGCACCGAACUGCCAUUCGAAGAUUCGGCGGGCGUCUGCUAAUUGCCACGCCGUGAUUGGCUGCCCCGCUCGCCUCGUCCCAUAAGAGGAAGCCGUCGCUACCCGUCACCGACC
Rhodofomes roseus is the source of this 3041-nucleotide messenger RNA. RefSeq names its product pyridoxal phosphate-dependent transferase. The transcript is spliced from 8 exons. Lineage: Eukaryota; Fungi; Basidiomycota; Agaricomycetes; Polyporales; Fomitopsidaceae. The record is from RefSeq and is a predicted model, not a curated record. The coding region runs from base 112 to 2784 and encodes 890 amino acids. Gene Ontology annotation, molecular function: pyridoxal phosphate binding; transaminase activity; identical protein binding. Gene Ontology annotation, cellular component: mitochondrial matrix.